This is a messenger RNA of Bicyclus anynana (squinting bush brown), 3375 nucleotides long. RefSeq lists its product as uncharacterized. Lineage: Eukaryota; Metazoa; Arthropoda; Insecta; Lepidoptera; Nymphalidae. The coding region runs from base 755 to 1957 and encodes 400 amino acids. The transcript has 8 exons. The record is from RefSeq and is a predicted model, not a curated record.
GGCACAGGACAGAUCCCUUAUGUAAGUCAGUGCUUUCAGGGCAGUGCUCAGACGAGGACGCGUGGAACGCGCGCCGGUGUUUCGCUCCCGAAAAUGCCGAACUGUACCGACGAGCGCGAUAGGGCCUACAUAUUUCGUGAAUUCAGCAAACUUGCGUGAGAAUCUUAGCAGUGAUUUUUUAGUGUAAAAAGUUGUGCUCAAAAAUAUAUUAGUUAACCAAAAUUUUCUUUACAAACUUGCUCAUCAGGAUUAAAUGGAUUCGUAUCGAAAACACGAUAUAUUUUUUGAGUUAAAUUUAGACCGAAUGCAUUAUGUCGGGCUUAAUCCUUGCACACGCUCGCCCUAAACUUCCCAAACGAUUUAUGUGUAAUGGAUGUCUGACAAAAUAAAAAUAGCAGAACGACACCCAGAAGGAGCUUAUAAUAUAUGACGAGCCAUUAAUUUUAACAGGCGAGAGUGUCACUUCGUUAUUUGUCAAGUAGUUGAUUAAGAACUUAAAUGAAUGUUGACAGUUCUAGUGAAGACAGGUAGGGUUAUUAAAAGAGAUAAGUUGUGACACAUGGUCUAGUGUAGACGGGCCGUAAUUUAAUCGUGUUCAAUUAUAUAAUUAACACUAAUGUUGACUAAUUAGGUGUUAAUCGAAUAAUUAGUAUAGAUGAAACAUAGUGAUAAUGAGAAAAAAAGAUAAGUGGUGUAAAAUAUAACAAUAAAGUUAAAGUGUACGGCAGUAAUAUAGUUGUAACAAAUAUAGAAGAUGGCUGGGGAUCUGAAAAGGAUAAAGUGGCAUUCAUACGUCCUGAAUGCGAUCCUGCUAUUUAUCUCGAUGAUUUAUGAAGCGGGCGGCCUCCGUACCACGGAACUCCACAUCCUGCCGCGAGUAGUGCAGCGAGGUAGAAACGUUACUAUGGCGUGCCUUUACCAGAUACACCCCAGCGAAAUAUAUUCCGUUAAGUGGUACCGAGGCACGCAGGAGUUCUACAGGUAUUCGCCGUUAGAAACGCCCACGACAAGGGUCAUUGGGCCUGUAACGGAAAUUAGGGUUGAUAGACUAAGCUCAAAUGAGACGCACGUAGUGUUAACGCGCGUCACAUCAAGCCUCAGCGGCAACUACAGCUGUGAGGUCAUACAGAACGCUCACAGUUACCCACAUUACACGGCCACAGCGAGACUUGACGUUGUCGGUAUCGGCGGUCUGCGCGCCAUAGAGCUGAGGAUAUCGCCGCCGGUGGUACAACGCGGGUCCGAUGUGACUCUGGCCUGCCUCUACGAGUUGACAGAUGCACCGCUGUACUCCGUCAAGUGGUACCGCGGCAGACAUGAGUUCUACCGAUACUCUCCCACUGAGACUCCCGCCACCAAGAUCUUUCCCUUUGCCGGGAUUAAUGUUGACCUGGCCAGAUCGAACCAGAGCCAAGUGGUGCUAACACGAGUCAGCUUCGGUUUGUCAGGCAACUUCAGCUGCGAGGUCACUGCCGACGCGCCUUCCUUCGCCACUUCCAUCGUGUCUAAUAACAUGGAGGUUGUUGUGUUGCCACCAUCGUCGCCAGUGAUCCACACAGGGCAGCACUACUACAUGCCGGGUGACAUCCUUCGCGGGAACUGCACGUCUGGUCCCAGUCGACCGCCCUCUAAGCUUACCUUCUACAUUAAUGAUAUACCUGUAACACCAGGCAUGUACCAGGAGCAACCGGCCCCGGAGGGCCUGUUCUGGUCGGAGUUGUACGUGCAAGUACAGCUGUGGCCCGCGCACUACGAGCGGGGCGCGCCGAUCCUCCGCUGCGAGGCCAAAGUAGCGGACCUGUAUAGAGACAACUCCGCUGUGGCAUUGUACUCGGCCAAUAGUGACCCUAAAAUUGAAAGAGUGACGUCACCGGGUUCCGGAGCCAAGCUGCGCGCGUGCCAAAUCCUUCUACUACUCCACAUUAUAGUGUGGGCUCUGUGGGCUAACAAUACAUAGGGAUAGUCAUAAAACUCGCGAAAGAGUGAUGUUUCACUGCGACAAGAAACAAGACUUCGAUAACAAAAGUUGUUAUAAAUGUGUGUCCAUUUAAAGCAUACAAGCUUUUGUCUAUGUCUUUGAGAACGGUUUAUAUUUUGUGUCAAUUACUUUUAUGUUGGACGUUCAUGUGAAAGUUAGUCUUCUGUCCCUCAGAAAUGUCUUUUUUUCUGAAUGUAAAGUACACUGUGCUUUUUUACUCUUGACCAUGUAUACGAGUUAUGUUAGAAAGUUGGUUUAAAUUAUGUUUACCUUAGUAUAACUAGUAUUACCCAAGCCUUUUGGGUAAAGUCCGAAUUUGGUAAAAAGGUUUUACCUAUAUUAUGGGUAAAUGUUUAAUUCAAUUUACGAGUUGAUUAAAUUUUUGGACUAUAAAGGCUUGAGUAAUUACAUUGAGUAAAUACAGUAAACUCAGGUAAACUAAAGUUAUUUCUAUCCUUUUAACUUAACUAUUGACUUCUAGAAUAAUACAUAGAUACGUAUACAAAGUUACAUGAUUAACAGGCAAGAAGUUCUGGCGGGAAAGGCAACACAACAACAAACUAAGAGCGGGAGCACACGAGCGGUGCGGCGCCGCAACGUUGCUAUGUCACGGCGGCGCUGUAUUAGACAGUCUGUUAAUAAAGUAAUGUUGAGACGCAUAAACAACUGAGCGGUGCCUCUCCGACGUCGCAACUCAUUCACCCCUCCCCGCUUCUUCUCGGAGGUUGCAAGUCCGGUGCGGCGCCGGAGCGAAUCGUGUGACAUGCCACAGAUAUUUCUAUGUAAGAUGACGCAGAGAAACCGCUGCGGCGCCGCAACGCAUCGUGUAAAACCAGUCUAACAUGCCCAUUUAUAUUAGCUAGGAUUGACAAUAUAAUGAUUACGCUUAAAACGCAAACGAAAUGUAAUAUACUAUUCAUAUAACAUUUUUUUUAGUUUGUUUGUUUUAAGCUGCUUAAUGAAAUAAGAUGUUUUCAUAUAAUUUUUCUGUUUGUUUGCAAGUUUAUUAGAAUGAUGAUUUUUAUAUAAUAUGUUUUUAUAAAAAAGCAGACAAGACAAUUUAUUAGUUAGGCAUUUCUGAAAAUGUGUGUAUCUUUUGUUUUUGUAUCAAUGUAAUUUUAACUGAAAAUUAAAAAUUACACCAACCAAUCGCAUCCAUUUGUAAUUAAAAUCCGAUUGGUGGAUUCUAAAGGCGAUGUGUUCUUUUUUCAAAUGACGCAGUGAAAUAUUGUUCUAUUUAUAAAAUAGAUACGCCAUAGAUGUAUAUUAAAUCUGGUCAGAUGAUAAGAAGAAAAUUAUAAAUAGUUAAUUGUACCUAAAUGAGCUAAAUAAUAUUAAUACCAAAGAUUGUAAAGACUAAGAAUAUUGUUGAUUUAAUACAAAUUAUAUGUGAAAAA